UUGGUUUGCUUGUCCCACCACCACUUCUGCUCUCUCUUUCUCUCUCAUACACACACAACACAAAACACAAGUUGCCACUUUCUCACUUCUGUGGCGGAAACAGAACCUGAGAAAACAAACCAAACCAGAAAAAAGAAAUGGCAUUGAGGCUUAACGCCGUCGAUUUUCACAGACCAAAAUGCCCUUGUUUUGCUCUCCCAACAACCGCCAGCCUCAGAUCUCCUAGUUUUUUCAUGGCUUCCACUCUUCGCUCUGCUUCCAAGGAAGUCGAGACAGUGAAAAAGCCGUUCAGCCCUCAACGCGAAGUCCACGUUCAAGUCACACACUCGAUGCCACCUCAGAAAAUCGAGAUCUUCAAAUCCAUGGAAAACUGGGCCGAAAACAAUCUAUUAAUCCACCUCAAACCCGUCGAGAAAUGCUGGCAGCCUCAAGAUUUCUUACCGGACCCUUCUUCCGAUGCAUUUCACGACCAGGUUACGGAAUUACGAGAGAGAGCGAAGGAAAUCCCGGAUGAAUAUUUUGUUGUUCUAGUUGGAGAUAUGAUCACCGAAGAAGCACUGCCCACGUACCAAACGAUGCUUAAUACGUUGGACGGCGUGAGAGAUGAAACGGGAGCGAGUCCAACUCCGUGGGCGAUUUGGACGAGGGCGUGGACUGCUGAAGAGAAUAGGCAUGGUGAUCUUCUUAAUAAGUAUUUGUAUCUAUCUGGAAGGGUUGAUAUGAGGCAGAUUGAGAAGACUAUUCAGUACUUGAUUGGCUCUGGGAUGGAUCCAAGAACAGAAAACAACCCAUACCUCGGAUUCAUCUACACAUCAUUCCAAGAAAGAGCUACCUUCGUCUCUCAUGGAAACACCGCCAGGCUGGCAAGAGAGCACGGUGACAUAAAGCUCGCUCAAAUAUGUGGUACAAUAGCUUCCGACGAAAAACGACACGAAACUGCAUACACCAAAAUAGUCGAAAAAUUGUUCGAAAUCGACCCAAAUGAAACCGUGAUUUCUUUUGCCGAUAUGAUGAGAAAGAAAAUAUCAAUGCCGGCCCACUUAAUGUACGACGGGCGUGACGAUAAUCUUUUCGAUCACUUUUCGUCUGUGGCUCAAAGACUCGGUGUAUACACAGCUAAAGACUAUGCGGAUAUUCUAGAACAUUUAGUUGGUCGAUGGAAAGUGGAGAGUUUAACGGGAUUGUCUUCUGACGGGGCGAAGGCGCAGGAUUACGUGUGUGGACUGCCACGGAGGAUCAGAAGGUUGGAGGAGAGAGCUCUUGGACGAGCCAAGCAAGCACAGCGGGUCCCGUUUAGCUGGAUAUAUGAUAGAGAUGUGCAACUCUAAUUAAGGUAAAUUAAUGAUUUGGAUAAGCUUUUUGCUUCGUGUGUGUGUGUGUAUUGGUGAGGAAAACGAAAUUGCAAUGUAGGUUUAUCGCGAUUCAAAUUCGUUGUUUCUUUUUUUUUUUUUUUUGUUUCUAUUGUUUAUGUUAGUAAAUCUUUAUAUAGGCAGUUAUAGUUAUAUAAUGUCAUUUUGAUGUGUUUUGGUGUGUGUGUGUUUCUGUAAAAAUGCAACUGCUGACAAUUAUUGAUUUUUUUCCUUCA
Erythranthe guttata (spotted monkey flower) is the source of this 1585-nucleotide messenger RNA. RefSeq names its product stearoyl-[acyl-carrier-protein] 9-desaturase, chloroplastic. The record is from RefSeq and is a predicted model, not a curated record. Gene Ontology annotation, cellular component: chloroplast stroma. Gene Ontology annotation, molecular function: stearoyl-[ACP] desaturase activity. Lineage: Eukaryota; Viridiplantae; Streptophyta; Magnoliopsida; Lamiales; Phrymaceae. Gene Ontology annotation, biological process: fatty acid biosynthetic process.